Eremothecium sinecaudum is the source of this 1977-nucleotide messenger RNA. It is a transcript of the gene GTB1, whose product is annotated as Gtb1p. Gene Ontology annotation, biological process: N-glycan processing. Gene Ontology annotation, cellular component: glucosidase II complex. The transcript has a single exon. The record is from RefSeq and is a predicted model, not a curated record. Lineage: Eukaryota; Fungi; Ascomycota; Saccharomycetes; Saccharomycetales; Saccharomycetaceae. Bases 1 to 1977 code for a protein of 658 amino acids.
AUGAAAUUGGAUCAAUAUUAUAAACCAUCUAGCGUGAUUUGUCUUUUAGUACUGGCUUUUGGCACCAUGGCUACUAAGCUGGCUGUUAGGGGCGUUUCGCCACCGGACCAGCACUUAUAUGAACCGAUUCCCGGAGAUCCCACGCAUUGGCAUUGCUUGAACGAUUCUUCGAUAGUUUUGAACAUAGAUCAGAUUAAUGAUGACUACUGUGACUGUCCUGAUGGCUCUGAUGAGCCUGGAACAAGUGCAUGUGGAGGCCGGACCCGUUUUUACUGCGAAAACAAAGGCUUUAUAUCCAAAACUAUCGAGGGCUAUAAGGUCAGUGACGGUAUUUGUGACUGCUGUGAUUGUUCUGAUGAAUAUGAGCGUGAGCCUUGGAUGCGGGGUGCAACUUGUGAAGCCUUGGCUGAAGAUUAUAAGGCAAUGAUGAAGGAAGAACUUUCAAACGUUGAAGAGGGAGUUCGUAUAAUGCGUUCGAUCACUUCCUUUAACGGUAGUGUCGAUAAGGAUGAGGAGAUUAGCAGACUCAAUAACAGUUUGCUUUCUUUUGACGAGCAAAUUGAGAAACACGGCUUGCUUCUUACCGAUGUUGAGGAGUUGUAUCGUUCAAAGCUGGAAACGUCAGACCCAGUUAUAGCGAAAUUCAAGAACUUAAAUGUUGAAGGACUGGUAACAUCAAUCGAUGAGAUAUUUUCAUCUCACUCACGUUUGUCUGCAGCCUACCAAGAUUUGCGCCAAAUAAUGCUUACGUUGGCCACACACUAUAAUUCACAGCUAAAGAACACUGAUGUGAAUGCAAAUAUCAACAAGUUCGAAAACUAUAUGGAAAAUCAUGGGCAAGAGCACAGUUUUAGUUCUAGUUUGGACGACUUGCAGCAUCAGCAGCUAAAGGACUACUUUAAGGAUGAGCUGUUUGCUACAUUUGUUAAUAAGCAGACAGAUGCCAAAGCAAAGGACAUUAUCGGUAAGUACCAUGUUGCCAGGGCAAUGCUUUUGUCUAAAUAUGAGACCAAGGAUGAGCUACUGAAAGCUUUGCAUUAUUUGCAAGGCCUCAUGGACAAUAUCAAAGCCAGCCAGACUGCUGGUAUCCGCGAUCCUGCAGUCAACAUCGCAAUUGAGUCAUACGACAACUACUUGCAUAAAUAUGAAGGUUCGCUAAACAACGUAGAAAAGCCAAAAGAUCUGUUCGACAACUUAACACAAAUUGGACAUUUGGUUAUCAAAGAAGCUCCCUCUAUCGAAAAUCCGGAUCAACAUCCCGGCAGCGAUAUAUGGGGCAUCCUCGCACCCUUAAAGCAGAUGUUCUUCCACUCGAACAACGACCCCUUAAAGGAACAGAUUGACAGCUUGAAAUCUACUAUAGAAAAGCUCACGGAUGAGAGGAAUUCUGCAAUGACAAGGCUCCAAAAACUGCGCAGAGAAGUAGAAAUAGCAAACGAAAGUAGCGGCCAGCUUUCUAUUCUAAAGAACCAAAUCUUGAAAUUUGGUGAGCAUCUCGACGACUCCUGUAUUACCAAAAAGCUCGACGAAUUUGAAUACUCCGUCUGCCCAGUACUCGAGAGAGGUACUAUCAUACAGACAAGUGAUGAAAGCUACGAAAGAGUGCUAAUAGGUAGUUACUCUUCCUUCCACACUGACGUGCCUGCGGCAAACGAAUACUACCUCCAACAUCUUCGCGCCAACUAUCGCCACGAUAACCUCAUCUCAAACCUCCUAAAUGCCUCCUCGACCACCCCACAACCGGACGUAAUAGGAAACUUAAUGGACGUCCACAACGGACUGGUUCUUACUUUCAAAAAUGGAAAACCCUGCUGGAACGGACCAAGAAGGUCCGCAACUGUUCACUUCCUCUGCGGAAACGAAUCCAAAAUUAUAACAGUAAAUGAACUUUCCCGGUGCACUUAUACAGUUCUACUUUCAAGUCCCCUCGGGUGCAACUUAAACUUCAACUACAAAGCACCACCAUUGAACUUGUAA